AGGAAAAAAGUGGAGUAUCGACAAAUACACACGAAAUAAUCCAAAACAAUGUAACAUGGACUGCUGAACUGCCUGGAAAAACACAGAGGGGUAGAAGGUGGGUUCAUUCAAAUCCCAGUGUACACCUGUCGCAGUCAAUUAUAUCUUAAAGUGUCAGACAGUGAUUCUGUCGCUGCAAUGGAGAACUACACCGCAGACGACUUGUUUCGAUUUAACAGGAAGAGCGCAAUGUCCAAACCUUCCUGUGCUCCGUCCAACACACCCGGACAUCACCGUUCAGAUGUCUGUAGUUCAGAAAACAUGGAGGAGCGGCAGAAAUAUGAGAGGGCGGUCAGCGAGUCUCUGCAGGCCGUCGAUCCGAAUCAACAGGAGCUCUCAGGCAGGAGGAAACCAGCAUUAGUCAGGUCAAAGACCUUCGACCACUCCCUGCUGACUCAGGUUCAGACAGAGUCAGACUCCAAGGUAGAGAGGAAGAAGUCUCACUACAGCCAGCUUUCGAAGAGCAACUGCCAGUACCAUAAAAUAUUUAAGGAGAUCAGCAAAGAGGAACAGCUCAGACAGAGUUACACCUGUGCCCUGCAGAAAGACAUCCUCUACCAGGGACGAAUGUUUGUCUCUGACCACUGGAUCUGCUUCCACUCCAAGGUGUUUGGCAAAGACACAAAGAUCGCCAUCCCAGUGAUGUCCGUCAGUCACAUCAAGAAGACCAAAACUGCCAUCCUGGUGCCAAACGCUCUGGUGAUCGCCACUGCAAACGACAGGUACGUGUUCGUGUCCCUCCUGUCCAGAGACAACACCUACAAGUUACUGAUGUCCGUCUGUCUUCAUCUGGAGGAGAAGAGUCCAUGUAGCAGCCCCAUCCCCUCCUCAGCUGAGAACAGCUUCAGAGGUCAGAGGUCACCUCUAUCACCCCGCUUUCCUCUGAGUUUUCCAGGUGAAUUCAGUGAUCUGGACGGAGCAGUGAUACAGCGGAGGCAGGAGAUGGAGGAGAGCAGCAGCUCCGACUCCCAGACCCCCGACUACGAGAAGAUAGCAGAGUUCCCCGUUCCUCAGUUUCUGGAUGUGGUGAAGCGCACAGACAGUGCAGCUCCUCCUGAACGUCCAGACCAGCAGCACAAAGUGAGCAUCCAGCAUCAGAACCAGCAGAGCUCAGACAACAAGCAGCACGACGCACAUCACGCUGUGUCGGAGCUGGUGAUUGACAGCAGAACUCUGAAAGCAGUUUCUCUCAACACUCUGCUGUUCGUCUACCUGUUUCUCGUGUGUGUCCUGGUCUUGUCUUCCUGUUACCUGGCCUUUAAGAUCGUCUCAUUGGAGCAGAGACUGACGAAGCUCGGCUCCGUCACCGAGUUCAACCAGGAAAAUGACUUCCUGCGGGGGAGCGACGUGAACACAGAGCUUUUCUCUGAACUACUGACCAUCAACCUGAUGAAGCUGGAGAAGGUGCAGAAGAACCUGCAGAGACUGCUGGACGAAGCUGCCUGAAUGUACUGGAAAGAUGAAAGCGCUGUAUACAGUUCUGUAAAUGUACUGUAAAUAUAUAGUUUAUUAUAGUACAACCUGACAAUACUGUGAUGUAUUGGAAUAACAUAAACAAACACUGUUAACACUGUUAAUGAGUAACUUAACACCAGGCUAACACUUCCCUCUCUGGUGGAAAGUCUGUUUCACCUGUAACCACACCCAAAGGCGAUGUCAUUGUAUACUGACACACUUCUACGUCACUGCAGCAAGGUGAGACGUUAAACCACUGCAGGUCAGCAGGAACAAGAUUAUCUUAAAACUCAACCUGUGAUUAACAUUUCAUCGGCUGAUUAGAAAUCAAACCUUCUGGUAGAAUUUUGCCUGCAAUAGUAUUGCAUCUGCUGGAUGAAAAUGUGGUAGAAACAGUAGCAUUUUAAAGGCUCUGACAUUUCAAGUGAUCAGUUUUGGUAGGCACUAACAGUACUUCAUAUUUUUCUCUCUGUGGAACAAAAUCUAUUUCCUCAGCGGCCGUUAUUUUGUCACACUGAAUUCAUUCAGGCCGUCUGUUUACAGUAGCGUACAUCUGAAGAGGUCAAGGCUGAGGUCCCAGUGCUGGAUUUAUCUUUUGACUUUUGCCCAGUUUGGCUGAUCACAUUAAUGCUAUCGGUCAACUGAGAUAGCAAACACAGAAAUGUGUUUACAUGAUGACAUUUUGGACUGAAAACCAGCUCUGGACUUCAACCCACACAGAGUCAGCUGGAACUGCUUUUGUCGAUACUUCAAAACUGUUUUCCUCAUGUUUAAGUCACGCUGCCUUAGAGCUGUACUUACUGUUUCUGAUAGAACUGAAGACAGCAUAAAACAUACAGUGAAAGGUAGGGACACUAUAGCCCUUUUCCACUUCUCGGAUGUAACAACCUAUAAGCUGUAUUUCAUGAAUUUGUGUCAGGUAAAAAGUUCUUACCAGCAUUUUAACUAACAUUUCAGAUGUCGGCCAUUAAAAAGGCAUCGUGGGACUGUGGAGUUGUAGUUGGUGCUGAUACUGACUUUCUUUCACAUUUACGUGAACAUCAGAUACAAGUUUAUACAUUGACAGAGAGUCCAGGUCCCGGCACACUGGUCGGUGGUCCAAAUGCUGUCCAGCUGUUGUACCACUUUGUAGUUUUUCGUAUUGCUCCACUGAGAGCAUCGUGAUCCUUUAGUUUUCUUUUUAUAUUUUCGCCUGGUUGUGUGUUGUAUCUCCAUUUCUGCAGUAUGUCGCAUUGUGAUGUGACCUCACAUCCCCUUGACCAAUCACAAUCAACAACACUUCUGAAACUACCUGGAACUUGCAUUUAGUCACCUAUCACCUCCUGAGCAGAGUCCAAAUGUAGCUCCGGGAACUCGUCCACAGAGCGAGCAGAGAACAGUGAAAAAUAUGAAAAACUACAGCAAACUUGGAAAAGAACAAUGUAAAAUUUGGCUGUUUUUUACAUUUAAAAAGUUGUUCAGCAGCCAACUCUUCUUUGUUGUUCUUGAACACACUGUUAGUACAUUCAAUAAAUUUGCUCUGCUUCCACCAUAUUGUUACUGUUCACCGCUAUAUAAGAGCGACCUUCAUUUAAGUUAGUAAGUGUAUUGUUUUUACGUGUUUAUAGCAUAUUUCAAGUUAUUCUGAUGGCAGAUGUUUUCAUUUGUAGAAAAAUGAGACAAUCCUAGCAGCAUGUACUGCCACAGUGUCAUUCUUGGUACGAUCACCGGAUGGCGCUGUAAAGAAUUUUCCAAUCUUCCACAGUUGUUGUUCAGAACUUGUCCACUGGUUAAAUGAAUUGUAUCAGUUGAUGGACCAGCUGAACACUUCACAUGCAGCUGUAACCAUGUGUGUAAACAUCAUGAAGCUAAUUCUGAUUCAUUUACUUCUUGCCUCAUACAGCAGACUGUUACAGAGAUACGAAUUAAUGUGAUUCUGUAAAUAUAAAAAUUCUACUCUAAACACAGAUUUAAUGAUGUGAUUAUAUUUUCCUCUGUUGGGGAAUAAAGUUUUAUUUUGAAAUAAAGUUUUAUUUUUGCUGUUA
Siniperca chuatsi (mandarin fish) is the source of this 3518-nucleotide messenger RNA. It is a transcript of the gene gramd2b, whose product is annotated as GRAM domain-containing protein 2B. The transcript is spliced from 14 exons. Bases 178 to 1485 code for a protein of 435 amino acids. Lineage: Eukaryota; Metazoa; Chordata; Actinopteri; Centrarchiformes; Sinipercidae. The record is from RefSeq and is a predicted model, not a curated record.